Messenger RNA from Orbicella faveolata, 2647 nucleotides. RefSeq lists its product as uncharacterized. NCBI's taxonomy places the organism in Eukaryota, Metazoa, Cnidaria, Anthozoa, Scleractinia, Merulinidae. The record is from RefSeq and is a predicted model, not a curated record. Gene Ontology annotation, molecular function: calcium ion binding.
GUUGACUUUAGUUAGGUUUUGCUGGGUGUGGGAAAGAAAAUUCUUUCCCGCUCUCCAACUAGAAAAAAUGAUUCGUUCCUUUUUGCUUAUAUUUCUUGCCCUGUUGGUCGAUGUGGCUGCCGAGCAACUUAAUGCACCAGGAGAACUGAACUGUCCCGCCCUUCUCGUUGGAGCACAUGUUAUCACCCCACAUUCCUGUACAAGCGCCCCGAGUGUUGCGGAGACAAUUUGUUCCUUCAAGUGCCCCAAGGGUUACACGCUCAGUGGUCCAUCUUAUAAAACCUGCCAGUUAGACGGCACUUGGACCGAUCAAGCUGUUCCUGUUGAAUGUGAUGAUGUGAAUGAAUGUGACCUUGAUGAUGGCUUCUGCAGUCACAUCUGCGAGAACACACCAGGAAGUUUUCACUGCAAAUGUCCACAUCCACUGUUCUUAGAUCCGGAAAAUAAAAGGAAAUGCAAAGCAAAAGGCGUUCAGCUUAACUGCGAACCAAAUCACAUGGAAAUCGUCCUUCCCAAAAACCUUAUUCACAAUCUUGAGCAUGAGCACUUAAGCCUGACAGACCCAGAAUGCCGAGCGCAUGGCAAUUCUACUCACUACAGCUUGUCGACCGACAUCACUAAUUGCAGCACCACAUCGCACGUGUACAAAAACUUUAUCGUCUAUACAAACAGGGUAAUGGAGUCUCCUAACGAAAACUCAGACGUCAUCACUCACGUAGGUGUAAACGAGAUCCUCGUCCCGUUCAGUUGUUAUUACAACGAUUUGGAAAUUGUUUCCGCUGUCGGUUACAAGCCGGUGGCGCAGAAAAUCCACGUGAACGUCCAAGGGCGUGGCGAGUACGCAUUGAGCCUCGAUAUCUUUAAAGACGGGACUUAUGGGGAGCAAAGAUCCGUGGCAUCAUCGUCAGCCAAGUACACCCAGGCAGACUUCCCGAUCCUUAAACAUCUUCGUGAGAGGAUAUACGUGCAGGCUUCGUUGGACACUCGCGAGACGGACCUCAAGAUAUUUGCGUCUAAUUGCUGCUCAACACCUAUGCAGGAUCACGAGGCUACAAUAAAAUUCAGGCAUGCCUUGAUUGUGGAAGGUUGUCCGAGGGAUCCAAGUGUUAGGUUUCAUGCCUCGUCUGAUCCCAGGAAAGUUCGCUUCAGUUUCGAAUUAUUCAAGUUUCUUGGAAACCAUGAUUAUGUCUUUAUUCACUGCCGAGUCCAUGUAUGUGACGUAAAUGAUACCAAUUCGCGAUGCGCAAAGGGAUGCCUGCCCGGCAACAGUCCGGCAAAGAGAGAUCAAGACAAGCAUGGUAACAGAGCUCAACAAUCGAACAAGCGCGCUAAAACCGUAACACAACCGAUCGAGAGGCACAUCAAGAAAGUCGUGGCUCCAGCUAGCGAGAAGGCGACAAAGCUUCAUGCUGCUGCCAAGAAAAUCGCUGGGAAAACUGCAUCGCAACCAAAUGCGAAACGUGCUAAAGCGCCUCUUGCAAGCGAGAAAAAGGCUCAAGAUCACCCUAAAGCGCCAGAGAUAAAGGCUGUCAAGACUGCAGUGCAUCGCAUCAUGAAACGCGCAGUAGAGGGCUCUCGCAAGAGAGGAGUUCUAGGCUCAGCUGACCUUAGCAGCAAGGGACCGAUCAUCCUUGACAUUGAUGGGAGAAAGGAUGUCAAAAGAGAUCCCAGGCCAAAAAAGGUGUUCGCUCAAUCUAAAGGGAGUGCUAUCGAACGAGAUGUCAAUGACAAGAACAAACGUUCAAGCGUUGCCCCUAGUGCAACCAACAUAUUUUUAGUGGCGAUGACUGUGGCUUCCAUCAUGGCGCUUGUAGGAGUCGUGUACCUCGGUCGGAAAGCGAUGAAAGUGGUCAACAAUCCAUACAAUUAUGAACCUUUAUUAGUCAAUUAGUAACGCUUAUUUCGGAUUCGCUUUACAAUAUACUUGUUGAAAAACGCAAUCAGUUUUUAACCCUUUUUUUUUUUAAAUGUAAUACGUUGCCAAAGUAGAAUUUAGCAUGAACAAUCUUUUACCUUGUGUAUACAGGUUUCAUGAGGGAUUGCACCCGACCCAGUCCAUGCUAAUUCACAACGUUCAAACUUAGAGCGGCUUUAUCCUCAGUUUUUCCAGUGGUAUCACAAAUCCAAGUAGUGUGUUCAAGCCAUUAUUAAAAAGGAUAGACUUCAGCCUUUUUAGUCUAUUGUUUUCAUCUUGGUUGCUUGGAGGCACGAGUAUAGCAGACUGGCGUUGGAUGGGGACAUUAAGCAACACCAACUUUUCUCGUGUCUCAACAAUAGGGAGGUUAAGCGGACUACGACGACGACGGCAACGAGAACGUCCCCAAACAAAAGGUUUAAUGAGCAAAACAAUAGCUGUGCAUGAGCGUUAUAAAUCUUUGUAUAUUGCUUUGACGUCCUGUGUUCUUCUCUGCUCCCUAGUUUUACAGAGAGGCGACCUCUUCGCUCUUAUUGGUGUAUUGAGUUGUCGCUUCAUUUUCACUUGACAAAUUAUGACGCACUUAAGCCACUGGAAAAACUACUCUAUUUCAAUGUUUUAUAACGACAACGUUGAAUGUAACCAUGUUUAAUAGCUAGUGUUUUCAAAUAAUGUUCAGGUUGACAGUUGUAUAUCUCUUUCAUUGAAAAUAAACUGGCAUUUAUAACCACA